CCGCUUGGCAACGCCUCGUUCACCACACCGCCCAUGUCACAUGAAGCCCGUUUCAACACCACGAUACUGCCUCACCCCCACCAACCAGGUUCACCACAAAAUAUUGCCGAGUUGCAAUCGACAAAAAGUGCAAAAUUCCGGCGAGUAGUAGGCUCGAACCUACUACUAUACCUCUUCCUUUCUUUGGCCCGAUUUAACGGUACCAAGACCCAGGUACCGCUGUCAUCGAAGUGGGGUGUGCACCAUAAGUCUGCUGCCUUCUUGAUCCUCGUUUGGGUCAUAUGCGAGGAAUAAUUGAGGAAAUAUAAACAAUGAACAGUAAUUUCGGCCGCAAGUGGAAUGAGCCUUCACUUUACUUCACUUCAACUCACAUGACCACGAGCGGCCGCCAAGGAGAGAACCAGAGCAGCACCGAAUAGCCUCA
Exophiala viscosa is the source of this 424-nucleotide messenger RNA. RefSeq lists its product as uncharacterized. The coding region runs from base 34 to 294 and encodes 86 amino acids. The record is from RefSeq and is a predicted model, not a curated record. The transcript is spliced from 2 exons. NCBI's taxonomy places the organism in Eukaryota, Fungi, Ascomycota, Eurotiomycetes, Chaetothyriales, Herpotrichiellaceae.